Messenger RNA from Laccaria bicolor S238N-H82, 384 nucleotides. RefSeq lists its product as uncharacterized. Bases 1 to 384 code for a protein of 127 amino acids. NCBI's taxonomy places the organism in Eukaryota, Fungi, Basidiomycota, Agaricomycetes, Agaricales, Hydnangiaceae. Gene Ontology annotation, molecular function: cysteine-type peptidase activity. The record is from RefSeq and is a predicted model, not a curated record. The transcript has 2 exons. Gene Ontology annotation, biological process: proteolysis.
AUGGCUGCCCUCCUUCAACACUGGUGGUCUCACCCCAGUGACAUCCAUGAAGCAGACAGUCAAUGGUGCGCGAUUUUUUCGACCUUCGAUCUCCACAUGGCGCGCUACAAUUGCCUGGAUUCCGAAAUUUGGCAUCAGACGCGUCAUCUGGAAUUCUGGCGUAAAGACGUGUGGCUUCUACCCAUCCAUCAAUCAUGCCCAACUGGCCAUUGGGUACUGGCCGUGAUCCUAGUGUCCACAGGGAACAUUUUACUGUUUGACAGUCUUGCCGACAUGGCCCCGUGGAAAUGGGAGAUAGGUGAAAUUAUGCUCUUGAUCACAUGUUUGGUUCUCGCAUCCAACCGUGAGGGACAUCCCCUGCACAUCAUCACUGAAGAAGGGUAG